UGGACAUUUUGACGCAGCAAUUUCGCGAUUACGAAUAUUGUCUCUUUAGCACGGGAUUUUGGACCGUCAGUGCAGUCUCCAGCUUGGCUGCGUUCAAGAGCGACCGCCCUUAGGAUUUGCACUUUCUGAGGCGUAAUUUCGUACAUAUAUCUCUGGGGUCUUUUGGCCUGACAGGACGCAUGCGAGUUGGUAUAAUGUCUCCAGCCUGUCGUCAUAUUCAGUAAGUUUCGCAACUAGUCUUCAGUCCCGAUUCCGCGAUGUUGCUGGCACUUUGCUUGCCUUUCCUUCUCGCAGCCGUCGAGUCUCGUCCCCAAAGGGAGACUACUCACCAACGACGGGACAAUGCCCUUGACAACUGCCUAGGUGACUACGAACCUAUAUACAUCACCGUUACAGUCCCUGCAGCAUCCGCCAUUACAAUUGUCCAAACCGAGACCUUGAUCCAAUUUGUCAAUGUGCCGACCUACUUACCAGGGAACACGCCCUCGGGAAUAGGUUUCGCUGGAGAGGCAUCUCAGCCGGGCUCCAAUGGCGAAUCCAGCUCCUCAUCUGGGUUCUUCCCAUGGUCCCAGCUAGAAGGUGGCCCGGUGAAUCCUUACAGUGCGCCAGACAUCACAGUCACCGAGCGACAGCCACAUCCUGUCCCAUCCAACACUCAACCGUCUCCACCACCCUGGUCCUUCCCAGCGAGCAAGCAACCUUCCUCUUUUUCUUCCAUGUAUGGAUCGAGUUCAAUCUCAAGCAAUCGACCUUCCCCCUUUUCAAGCACGCGGAAACCCGGUUCAAGUUCAAGUACGUAUUCAUCUACCACGAGUUCGAGCAGUUCCGGAACAUCUAGUGCUACAAGCCCAACCCCAACUCCGGAUGACUGGCCGGACCAUACCGUCACGGCAUAUUUCGGAGCUGGAAAUACGGACAUUUUUCCUGCGGAGAAAAUCCCGUGGCAGUAUCUCACGCACCUUUGCUUCGCCUUUGCCAACACCGGUGGUGCCGACGUCGACUUUACUAUAAGUUUCAACGAAACUCUUCUCCGGUAUCUCAGCGAACAGGCAAAUACCUACGGCGUCAAGCUGAUCCUCAGCAUCGGCGGCUACGGGACAGGAGGCCAAUAUUUCUCUGAUAUUGUACAAACAAACGAGACAAUUGAUGCUUUUGUAGGAUCGGUGCAGGAUGCUGUAGCUGACUUCGACCUUGCAGGAGUCGACCUUGACUGGGAAUUCGUGGGCAGUCUGGCCAAAGGCAACAACAGACCCGCCACUGAUGCCGCCGGGUAUCUCAACAUGCUGAAGGCACUACGUACAGCUAUGCCGUCCGCUGAGCUCUCUGCCGCUGUGCCGAUGUUCCUUUUUCUGGAAACCAAGACUGCCAACAGCUCUUCCCUCACCGAAGUCGACAUGCAUCCUUAUGUGGAGUAUUUCGAUCGUGUAUAUCUGAUGGCCUACGAUCUUUGGAACGGUCCCAAUACCGCAGGGUCCAACGGCGCAUUAGGCCCUGACGAAGAGACGGAUCCCGACAACAUUAACGAAGACCAACAAUUUGGUUCGGAGGGUGUGCAAACCUGGAGCAACGCUGGCUUUCCGCUGAGCAAGCUCGUUUAUGGUGUUCCUUUCUACGGUUACGGCUGGAAAAUGCUCACGGAUUCCGACCCGGCGAAGACAGGAUUGUACACGAAAUCUAGCGGCAAGUCAAGUGGAGAUAGUAAUGAGGACCCGGAAGGUACCUCUGGCUUCUGGAAGUGGCGAAACUUAAAGUCCCAGAACGUUGUUCAGCAACAAUCCGACGGCAGCUAUACCGCUGGACCUGGCUGGGUCUACGGGUUUGACCAUUCAACUCAGACUCCUUACGUCUACAAUGGUGACAAUACGACUAAACCGCAGCUAAUCUCCUAUGAUGAUCCAUAUAGCUUGGACCUCAAAAGAAGUUAUGCGAAGAGUCUAGGAAUGAACGGGAUGAUGUUUUGGGCCAUGUACGGUGAUACGGAUGACGGAGAAUUGACGCAGAUAUUGACAUGAAAAUAACUCUCUGAAAUGAAAUACCGAUACCUUCUGCACGGUUAUAGUAGGUAGUACUUCCUUCCUAAUAAUAUAAGAGGCUAUAGGUG
Exophiala xenobiotica is the source of this 2101-nucleotide messenger RNA. RefSeq lists its product as uncharacterized. The transcript is spliced from 4 exons. Gene Ontology annotation, biological process: chitin catabolic process; carbohydrate metabolic process. NCBI's taxonomy places the organism in Eukaryota, Fungi, Ascomycota, Eurotiomycetes, Chaetothyriales, Herpotrichiellaceae. The record is from RefSeq and is a predicted model, not a curated record. Gene Ontology annotation, molecular function: chitinase activity; chitin binding. Gene Ontology annotation, cellular component: extracellular region. The coding region runs from base 258 to 2012 and encodes 584 amino acids.